[Torrubiella] hemipterigena is the source of this 1866-nucleotide messenger RNA. NCBI's taxonomy places the organism in Eukaryota, Fungi, Ascomycota, Sordariomycetes, Hypocreales, Clavicipitaceae. The record is from the annotation of a GenBank genome assembly.
AUGGAUGGCAUCUCAAGCGAACCCAACCCGCUCGGGUCAUGCCCCGUUCAGCCAGUGGCCAGCAAAAUGCCAGGCGCCGAGAACAAGCUGCAACACCCACGCGUGAAGAUUCCAAGCAGCGCAUCUGCUGUGCUUCUAGAGGCCAUCAAUUCAGCAGACAUUACCUCCGAAGCAGGCGAGCGUCCGCCAAGUCCCCAGAGGAACGGAUCUAGCAACCUGCUCCGCAAGACACGCCGUGACGAUCCAGAGAGAGUCAAGGCCGUCACUCAGGCGUUGCACCGAUCUCUGCUAAUUACAGCGGAAAUAAAAACCAACGUCAUUAUUCGCAACGAGUGUAGAGUGCUACAAGGCCUCUCUUCCUACCUAUCGACAGCUUACAACCAACCCGAAGAAUCAAUCAGCGUGAGCAUGAGCCAUAGCGAUUGCAUGCUAUUUCAAAACUCGCUCAAGGCAGCGUGUAUUGUCACCAUUCACGCGCUUCCCUUCAAACUAAAGGCUACUGCGAAUGCCAAGAUUAUACCACCGCUAUCGAAGUACUUGACCUCGCUGAUUCGCGUUAAACCUGAGAGAAUCGCCAUUCGCUUUGUGGCUGUAGACGAGCACAUGUUUGGCAUGUAUGGCUUGACUGUCUCCGAGAUGGUGGAAAAGGCGUUAAACAGCGAUCUGGGGUAUAAUUUAAAGGAAAACAAAGCUACAGAGAUGGUUGAUCCAUUCAAAACACAAAAUACAAACGACGCCAAAGAAGCUAAUCGCAACACCUCGAACGCAAACGAGCACGCCAUUCAGAACAUGGAGGCUCUACGAAGUCCCCCAGCAAAAGACGGCGAAGUGGCCACGGGGUUGCCCAUUAAGGGUAAGCCUCGUCUGCUUCUGAUGGGCCAAAGACGGAGCGGCAAGUCGUCCAUUUCAAGCGUCGUAUUCCAUAAGUUGCCCCCAAACGAGACACUGUUUCUCGAAUCCACAGCCCGCAUUCAAAAAGAUUCUAUGGCCUCAUUUAUGGACUUCCAAGUAUGGGAUUUUCCCGGUCAAAUCGACGUCUUUGAGAACCCCGACUUCGACAUGGAUGCCAUCUUUGGCGAAAUCGGUGCGCUUAUUUGGGUCAUUGAUGCCCAAGACGACUAUCUGGAAGCCGUAGCGCGGCUCAACGCAACCAUUCUUCACCUACAGGGCAACUAUCCCAACAUUAACAUAGAAGUCUUUAUCCACAAAGUCGAUGGCUUGUCGGACGACUACAAGCUAGACAUCCAGCGCGACAUCACGAUCCGUAUCCAAGACGAGCUGUCUGACCACGGCUUCGAAAACGCACCCGUCACAUUCCACCUCACCUCCAUCUACAACCACUCCAUCUUCGAGGCGUUUUCCAAAGUCAUCCAGAAGCUCAUCCCACGCCUCGGCACGCUCGAAUCUAUGCUCACCAACCUCUGCCGCACGUGCCGCUUUGAAAAGGCGUAUCUAUUUGAUGUCCUCUCCAAGAUCUACAUUGCCACGGACUCGGCAACGGCCGACAUGGCCAGCUACGAAAUCUGCAGCGACUAUAUUGACGUCAUCAUCGAUAUUACCGAAGUCUACGGCACAUGGCAGCGCAGCGAUGAAAGCGUAAAGCGUGUCGAGGCUGAGCCAUGGGGCGCAAAGCUCGAAGAUCAGGUGGGCUGCCAGACAGCCGAGAGCUGUCUCGUGCUCUACGAUAGCAACAAGCCCAUUAUGCUGAGAGAGGUCGACCGCUACCUGGCUCUCGUGGCCAUUAUGACAGACGACUCGUACGACCGAAUGCCACUGGUGAAUAUGAAUGUCGAAGCCGUGGUUGACGGCCUCACUGAGUUUUUCAACAUUACCAAGCCAAAAGUCGAGGCGGCAGAGGCGAAAUGA